CCAGGUUGCCGCGCAGCCGCGCUCCCGAGCCUUUUUUUACCGCGGACCCCUCUGGCUGGGUUCUCCCGCCCGCUCCCGCGCAGCCCAACAGUGGUCCCGCCCCGCAGGUAGCGUCCCGCGUGGUGCAGCCCCGGCCGGAGCGGCGAUGCGCCUCAUUCAGAACAUGUGCACCAUCGCCGAGUACCCCGCCCCGGGCAGCGCCGCCGCUGCCGCCGACUGCUGCCUGGGGGCGGCCGGCCGCCGCCUGGUCAAGAUCGCCGUGGUGGGGGCCAGCGGCGUGGGCAAGACCGCUCUGGUGGUCCGGUUCCUCACCAAACGGUUCAUUGGUGACUAUGAAAGAAAUGCAGGUAACCUCUAUACCAGACAAGUGCAAAUAGAAGGUGAAACCCUGGCUAUUCAAGUUCAGGACACUCCAGGUGUUCAGGUCCACGAGAGCGGCCUGAGCUGCGGCGAACAGCUGGACAGAUGCAUUCGCUGGGCGGAUGCCGUGGUGAUCGUGUUCUCGGUCACCGACUACAAGAGCUACGAACUCAUCAGCCAGCUCCACCAGCACGUCCAGCAGCUGCACCUGGGCAGCCGGCUGCCGGUGGUGGUCGUGGCCAACAAAGCGGACCUGCUGCACGUCAAGCAGGUGGACCCCCAGCUGGGACUGCAGCUGGCAGGCGUGCUGGGCUGCUCCUUCUACGAGGUGUCGGUCAGCGAGAACUACAACGACGUCUACAACGCCUUCCACGUGCUGUGCAAGGAAGUGAGUCACAAACAGCAGCCCAGCAGCACGCCGGAGAAGCGACGCACCUCCCUCAUCCCCCGGCCCAAGUCCCCCAACAUGCAGGACCUGAAGAGGAGGUUCAAGCAAGCCCUCUCGGCCAAAGUGAGGACAGUCACCUCCGUCUGAAGCGGGGCCGUCCGCGGGGGUUUGGUCUUCCCGGGAAGGGGGCCCGAGGUUCUUCCGGGGCAGGAACGUUGAAUGCUGGCAGGAGUUCGUGGUUCCAGAAAGGGCCAGAGCCGAGGGGCCAGGAGGGCCCGUGGAACUGCUGCAGAAAAGCCGCGUUCUGAGCAGGGGACGGAACCGCGGAGGCUUGAGAGCGAGCCCGCUGAGCCGCUUUAAAGCGUGACCCGGACUGGGUGUCUUUUCCUUCCAAGACGGGGAGGGCGGCAGAAUCACUUGGGAGUUUGUUCCUGACCUUGUAAAUGACAGUCAGUGGUAGUUUCAGCGGCGGACUGGGUGUGUUGGCCGGCGGGAAUGAAAGAACAGAUUCAGCACUCAAAGGCUGUCCCCUUUCUUCUCUUUCUUUCUUUUUCCUUUUCUCCCCCACC
Lontra canadensis (Northern American river otter) is the source of this 1317-nucleotide messenger RNA. RefSeq names its product RAS like family 11 member B (gene RASL11B). Gene Ontology annotation, molecular function: GTPase activity; GTP binding. The transcript is spliced from 4 exons. The record is from RefSeq and is a predicted model, not a curated record. NCBI's taxonomy places the organism in Eukaryota, Metazoa, Chordata, Mammalia, Carnivora, Mustelidae. Bases 146 to 895 code for a protein of 249 amino acids.